Messenger RNA from Beauveria bassiana ARSEF 2860, 4836 nucleotides. Its product is annotated as ABC transporter. NCBI's taxonomy places the organism in Eukaryota, Fungi, Ascomycota, Sordariomycetes, Hypocreales, Cordycipitaceae. Gene Ontology annotation, biological process: lipid transport; transmembrane transport. The record is from RefSeq and is a predicted model, not a curated record. The transcript has a single exon. Gene Ontology annotation, cellular component: membrane; intracellular membrane-bounded organelle. Gene Ontology annotation, molecular function: ABC-type transporter activity; ATP binding; ATP hydrolysis activity. Bases 1 to 4836 code for a protein of 1611 amino acids.
AUGGAUCUCUAUCGCCAGAUAUCCGCGCUGCGCAACAAGACGCUCAAAAUCAUCAUUCAGCGCCACUUUGUCUCGACACUGUACUCGGCGCUCGUCCUCCCCAUCAUUGCCUCGCUGUACCUCGGCCUCGGCCAGAAAUUCACAAACGCCGACGACAAGUACGGCAUCGGCAGCCCGCGAACCAUAACCUCGCUCGCCGACGCCCUCUCCCACGCGACCGGCGGCCGCGACACCGUCGUCCUCAUCAACGCGGGGAACAACCACACGAGGGGCGGCGCCAUUGACCGGGUCCUCGACUCCGUCGCCGAGGCCGUCACGUCGGCUGGCCGAAACGCGACCCGCCUCGGCCGCGAGUCCGACAUUGGCUACGUCUGCCAGAGCUCGAUCCGGGCGACAUCAAGGUGCUUUGGCGCCGUCGUCAUUCACUCCUCCCCGGACGAGGGCGCCGACGGCUACUGGAACUACACGCUGCGCGGCGACGGCGCGCUCGGCCGCUCGUUUCGCGUCGACAAGAGCGGCGACAAUGCCGCCGAGAUUUACGCGCUACCGCUGCAGCGCGCCGUCGACGCGGCCAUUGCCCGCCAAGAGUCAUCAUCAUCAUCGUCGUCGUCGUCGUCGUCGUCGUCGUCUGGUUUGCUGCUCCCCGACGCGACGCAGCAGUAUCCGUACUCGGCCCUCACCGAGGACGAGCGCGAGGCCAAGGUGCGUCGCGCGUACCAAAGGACCUUUAUCAACUUUCUCAGCGUCGCCUUCAUCAUGGCGCUCAUCGGCGUCUGCUACCACAUGCCGGGCUUCAUCGCCACCGAGCGCGAGAUUGGCAUGUCGCAGCUGAUUGACGCCAUGAUGCCCGUCCGGGCCAAGUGGCACUGCCAGCUCGCCCGGCUCCUCUCCCACCACAACGCCUUCAUCAUCACCUACCUGCCCGGCUGGAUCGUCGCCGCCGUCGUGAACCGCAUCCUCAUCUGGACAAACGUCAGCUACGCCAUCAUCAUUCCCUUCUUCGUCCUCGCCGGCGUCGCCAUGACGUCCAUGUCGCUGCUCGGCGCCUGCUUCUUCAAAAAGGCCCAGCUCUCCGGCAUCAUCACCGCCCUCGUCUGGCUCGCCCUCGGCAUCGUCGCCCAGGCUGUCCCGCGUCCCGGCACGGCCACCGUCGCCGUCCUCAGCCUGCUAUUUACGCCCUGCAACUUUGUCUACUUCAUCACCUACGUUGCGCGCUACGAGCAGGAGGCGCUGCCCACCGACCUGCUGCGCGCCCAUCCCAGCAGCCCCUGGAAGCUGCCCGGCAUCGUGCUGUGGGUGUUUUUUGCCGUGCAAAUCAUCGUCUACCCGAUUCUCGCCGCCUUGCUCGAGCGCGCGCUGCACGGCGUCACCACCGGCACGCGGCAAAACGCGGCGCCGGCCACCAACAACAACAACGGCUCGGCGGCCAUGUCAGAUGCCGUGCAAAUCAGAAACAUGACCAAAAUCUACAAGCCAACCCUGUUGCGACGCCUUUUUGCGUUUGUGUCGCCGCCGAGGCCCGAGGUGGUCGCCGUGGACUCGCUGACGCUGACGGCGAAAAAGGGCCAGAUCUUGGCCCUGCUUGGUGCCAAUGGCAGCGGCAAGAGCACGACCCUCGAUGCGAUUGCGGGAAUCAGCAACUUUACGAGCGGCGAUAUUGCCAUUGACACAACUGGCGGUCUGGGCAUUGCGCCGCAGAAAAAUGUCCUUUGGGGCGAGCUCACUGUCGAAGAGCAUCUGCGCGUCUUUUCCAACCUCAAGACACCAUCGAACCCGGCAACGCAAGAGCAGAUAGACAGCCUCAUCCACGCCAUUGGUCUGAAGAAGAAGACGAAAGACAUGGCCAAGACGCUCUCUGGCGGCCAAAAGCGCAAAUUGCAGCUGGGUCUGAUGCUGAUUGGCGACAGCGGCGUCUGCUGCGUCGACGAGGUAUCUUCUGGUAUCGAUCCGCUGUCGCGCCGCAAGAUCUGGGACAUUCUCCUCCGCGAGCGCGGUAGCCGCACAAUCAUCAUGACUACGCAUUUCCUCGACGAGGCUGAUUUGCUCGCCGACAAUAUUGCGAUUCUUUCCAAGGGCAGGCUCCGCGCCGAGGGCUCUUCGGUGCAGCUCAAGGAUACCUUUGGCUCCGGAUACCGCGUGCACGUUCUCAACGCCCGCCACAUGAUGAGCCGCGCUGCCCAAGUCGACGGUGUUGAGCGGUAUACUUCGACCAAUACAAUCACCUACGUCGCGCCCUCUGCCACCCUUGCCGCCUCCGUCAUUCGCAUGCUCGAAGGCCGCAAUGUGCCGUACAAGUUCUCCGGCCCUACCAUCGAAGACGUCUUUCUCAACUUGGCCGAAGAGAUCAAGGAUCACGGCAUGUGCGACCCAGUGAUGCCGAAUGGUGCUCCAGAGAGCAAGAUUAGUCGCAGCCAGAGCCCCGAUGCAGAAAAGAAGCCGCCCUCUGCUCAGCCGCUUCCGCUCUUGCGCGGUCGCCAGCUCGGGCUCUUUCAGCAAAUCCCUGUACUUUUGCGGAAACGCUUCGUCAUCUUCAAGACCAACUGGGUGCCGUAUCUCGCCGCCUUCUUGAUUCCCAUUGUGGCAGCGGCAAUCAUCCAGCUGCUCACCAACAACAUGGCGGCUCCUGGCUGUUCUCCCAGGGAGCGCAGCCGCGACAACGAGAACACGGAUUUCACAAAUCUUCUCGGCGUACCCUUCAUUGUGGGUGGUCCAUCUGCGACGUUUAGUACUUCCGCCAUUGCAGAUGUGUUCAAGCCCAUCAUUCCGAAUCUUGCCGCCAGCGCCAGCAGCCGCAUCAAGGUUGUCGAUUCCUUUGACUCUUUCAAGUCCUACAUUGAAGAUAACAGAAAGAACGUGACUCCAGCAGGCCUUUGGCUGGGCCAGUCAGGUUCGGCUGCUACCUUGGCGUACAAGAUGGAUGAUGGGCUAUCCAUGUUCACAUCGACGCUGGGCCAGAGCCUUCUCGAUAGUCUGCUCUUGAACAAGACAAUCGCGACCGAAUACAAGCCCUUUGACAUUGCUGUAGCGCCAUCUACGGGUAGCGGACUGCAGGCCAUUGUGUACUUUGCGCUUGCAUGCUCUGUCAUUCCGGGUUUGUUUGGUCUCUACCCAAAUUCCGAGAAGCGCAACGGGGUACGUGCCCUACAGUAUUCGAGCGGUGCUCGUGCAUUCCCCGUCUGGGCAGCCCAUGCCAUUUUUGACUGGUCCAUCAUGGCUGUUUCCAUGCUGAUUGCCGCCGGUAUUUUUGCGGGAACGUCUAGCAUUUGGUACAAUGUCGGUUUUCUAUUCCCCAUUUUCCUCUUUUACGUUCUGGCGGCCAUCCUAAUUUCGUACUUUGUGUCGCUCAUCAUGAAGAGUGCCCUGGCUACUUAUGCGAUUGCCUCGGUGAUUCAGGGACUGGGCUUUGCAGUAUAUUUGAUUGCCUACUUUUUCAUCCUGCUUUAUUCCGACCCAGCCGAGACGGAAAAGAGUGUCCUGAUCGGUCACUGGGUCAUUGCCAUCUUCUUUCCGACAGGCUCCCUGGUGCGUGCGCUCAUGGUGGCUCUCAAUGUCUUUUCUACGACGUGUGACGGCUUCGCAUUGCAGAGCAACCCUGCUGCCAUGAAGGCGUAUGGCGGCCCGCUCGUCUAUCUCAUCGUGCAAUGCGUCUUUUGGUUCAGCAUGGUGGUGUACUUUGAGAGCUCCGAUGGCAAGUACAAGACGGGAAAGCCGCAGUACAGCGAUGAUACGGAGGAUCCAGAGGUUGCUGCGGAAGAGGUUCGCGUGGAUGGGCCGGGCGAGGAGACUGAUGGCCUCCGCGUGGUGCACCUGACAAAGGCGUUUGGAAACAUGACUGCUGUUGACAAUGUCACGUUUGGUGUCGGCCACGGUGAAGUGUUUGCAUUGCUUGGUCCCAAUGGUGCAGGAAAAUCGACAACGAUAUCCAUCAUUCGUGGCGAUGUAGCUCCAAGCCGAAUGGGCGGUGACGUCUUUGUGGAAAAUGCAUCCGUCACCAAGAAUCGACCUGCUGCGCGAGCCAAUCUCGGAGUCUGUCCACAAUUCGACGCUAUUGACUCCAUGACUGUGGUCGAGCACCUGCAGCAUUACGCACGCAUUCGAGGCAUCGCCGACGUGGACCACCAGGUCACGGCUGUGAUUCGCGCUGUCGGCCUAGAGGCGUACACUGGUGUCAUGGCGCAUACACUUUCCGGCGGUAACAAGCGCAAACUGUCCUUGGCUAUUGCGCUUACGGGCAAUCCGUCUGUGAUUCUUCUGGACGAGCCUUCGUCUGGUCUUGAUGCUGCGGCGAAGCGCAUCAUGUGGCGGACGCUCGAGGCCAUUGUCCCGGGCCGAUCGAUUCUGCUCACGACGCAUAGCAUGGAGGAAGCCGAUACUCUGGCCACGCGGGCAGGCAUUAUGGCGCGGCGCAUGCUGGCGCUCGGCGGCACGGAGCAGCUGUGCCAAAAGUUUGGCGAUUCGCUGCACGUGCACAUGGUGAGCAAGACGGCGCCGCAUUCGAGCGACGAGGAAAUGCAGCAGAUCCAGACGUGGGUCAUGGAGACAUUUCCGGGCGCGCAGAUGGAACAGGAGACCUUUCACGGACAGAUGCGCUUCUCAAUCCCCGCGUCGUCGAUUGAGGUUUCGAGUGCCAGUGCCGGAGGCAACGGCAGCAGCGCCAUUGGACAACUGCUGCUCAUCCUGGAAGAGAACAAGGAAAGACUGGGCGUUGCGCACCAUAGUGUCAGCCCUACAACACUAAACGAAGUCUUUUUGACGAUUGUCGGCAAGCAUGACGUGCAGGAAGAGGGUGAAGCGGCACCCAAGAAAAAGCCGUGGUGGAAGAGGUCGUUGUUUUGA